Molecule: messenger RNA, 5236 nt
Organism: Centrocercus urophasianus (Greater sage-grouse)
Lineage: Eukaryota; Metazoa; Chordata; Aves; Galliformes; Phasianidae
Gene: EMP2
Product: epithelial membrane protein 2
Exons: 7
Coding region: 232-735 (167 amino acids)
Cellular component (GO): plasma membrane
Source: RefSeq, a predicted model, not a curated record
CUCCCGUGCUCGCCCCGUCCCUCCCUCUACACACACACAUACACACACGCACCUCUGCCUCCGCAGGCGGAUGAGGGGCACUUUUGAAAAUUAUUUUCUUUCCACACCCAGCCUUCGUCUGACAUCACUUCUGCAGGAGGGCGGGAGCAGCCCCGCCGCCAGACGGUCGCGGAGAGCUCCGCCGGCCCCCGCGCACCAUUUUUCUCGAACUAAAUACUCCUCGCAUCAAGGAUGUUGAUUCUUUUGGCUUUCAUUAUUAUAUUUCACAUAACUUCAGCAGCGCUGUUGUUCAUCUCAACUAUUGACAAUGCCUGGUGGGUAGGAGAUAAUUUUUCUACAGAUGUCUGGAGUGCAUGUGCCACAAAUAAUAGCACCUGCACACCUAUUACUGUUCAAUUCAGAGAAUAUCAAUCAAUUCAGGCUGUUCAGGCCUCCAUGGUCCUAUCUACUAUUUUCUGUUGUGUGGCAUUUCUGGUUUUCAUUCUCCAACUUUUCCGUCUAAAGCAAGGAGAAAGAUUUGUGUUAACCUCUAUUAUCCAGCUCCUGUCAUGUCUGUGCGUGAUGAUUGCAGCUUCCAUUUACACAGAUAGGCACGAAGAACUGCACAAGAGCAUUGAAUAUGCCAUUGAAGUUUCUAAAGGCCAGUAUGGCUAUUCCUUCGUCUUAGCCUGGAUUGCAUUUGCCUUUACUCUGAUCAGUGGUGUUAUGUACCUAGUAUUAAGGAAACGUAAAUAAAUGUUGGCAGCUAGUUAUUACUGUCAUGACAGUACAAAACCAAAUUCCAAUAUUUUGUAUAUAAUCAUUUACAUGGUUUUGUAGUAAAGGUAUUGUUUCUCUAAAAAUGUACUGUGUUCUUGAUAUGAAACAGAAUACAAAAAAAGCCAACCAACAGCAGGUUUAAUGGAAUGCCUGGCAUUCAGUCUGAGCAAGACUGACCCAAGUUUUCUUUUACUUAUUUCACCAUCAUCUGUGGUGAAAUGGUGUAUUCCCUUUUCUAGGCAUAAACAGUUCCUGGCCUCUGUCAGAUUACUAUUAAAGUCUUUGCAAAUUAAUUUGGAAGCAAUAUGCUCAGCAUAUUCCUGGCCUGGAUCUAGCCCUUUGGGAUGGGAUAAAUACAGGGGAAGUGAAAAAUGAGGCCAAGAUCAUGGUGCAAAAGCAAACAAGUAUAAAAGCCCAGAGCUGCACUCAAUGUGGCUGUUCCAGCAGAGGACGAACGUUCUGCUAUUUAUAUCGUGCAGUAAGUGUCAUCAAGCUUUUAUUAAAACCACUUGCUUUGCAAAAGCAAACAACUCUUUUUCGUACUCCAGCAAAUGAUUCUCUUUAUUCUUCUUCACUUUUAAUUUAAGCAUAUAGAGCCUUUGGCAGGAAAAGUUACAAGCAAAUUUGAAAUUCAGUGCACAGCUUGGGACUGGAGGAGUCUGAGCAGAAAGAGAUGCUCCACUCAAGUCCUGCAGCCCCUUAUUUUUUCAUUGUGCAGUACCAAAUUUAACUUUUUUUUUUUUUGCAGCCAAACUCAGUAUGUUUAUUACAUUGGGAUCUGGCUAGAUAUAUCAUGUUGGCUAAUAUGUAAUUUAGAAAAGCUUUUUUUAUUUUUAUUUUUAUUUUUAUUUUUCUGUGUCUGCUCACUAGGAAAUUGGCCUUUACAAAAUUCAUUCUAAGUUCCUACUUGGAUUUUAUUUGAAUAAAAAUUCUUACUAAAGAAAUCAGAGUGUAACUACCAUGCAUAGGAGUUCCAGGAUAGUUUUUCAAAAUUUUUGGUGAUUUUUACUUUUCAAUAAUUCUGUGAGAGAAUUACUGUAAUACCAGAUUUAACUGCUCAGCAAUGUAAUACUGGCUUUGGCUGGUGGUGAUUUCAGGGUUUGGAGACCAGUGUGGGGAAUAAAGUAGCUUUUUCUGGUUAGUCACACCUUUGAUGUUAAAAUGUAGAUUUAACUUUGUAAAAGCAUUAACCAUGUAUUCAUUUCAUGAUAUUCACUACAGCUGACCCAAUAUAUAGGCAAUAAAAAUAAAUGAAUUUUAAAUGAAAUUUUACACUUAAUGUAGAACAAAAUUACUACUACAAAAUAACAUAGCUCUACUAAUGUUGAUAACUUAGCCUAUUACACAGCAGCUGAUAGUCUGACCCAUUGCUGCAGAUAAUUCAUCCUUGAGUUCUCACAGAACUGUAUGGGAAUUGUCUCUGACAUGAGUAAUGGGUCUUGCUGUUCCAUCUCCAUUCCCUGACCAUCCUAAAAUGCUCUAACGAUUGUUAUUAGGGAGCAAAGAAAGUACAACAGGACCAGCAAGAAGUUAAUUAGACAAGUAAGCAGAACAGCAAAUAAAAAGUGAAAAUAACAGCAGUUAAAACAAUAGAUCAGUCUGAGAGAAAUGCAUUCUCACUUUCCCAGUCUUGCAUGAUGCUACUGUUCUGUUAAUCUUUUUCCUCUUAGUGGGAACACUGAAUUUCAGGCAUUACUACCCUACUUUUUAAAAAAGUGUUUCUGCUGUUUGCUGAAUACAUUUCAGAUUCAAAACCUGAGUUUUGCUAGCAAGCAGGAUUUGUUUUAAAUAAACAGAUGUGGGUUUAAGGCUGAAAGUAGUCUGUAAAUUAGGUGUUUGGCUAGUCUUAUUCAAACAUGAAAUAUUAAGGGUGAAAUUCUAAAACAAAUGUGCAUUAAAGCUAUUUUAUAUCUAGAAGAUAAUUCUAUAACACUGUAAAUUAAGCUGAAAUGCCACUGACUUGAAGAGAUGCUUCUUCAGUUUCUUGCCUUAAUAGUGCUUAGGUCAUUUAUAGAGCAGAUAUUUAAGAUAAAGAUGUAUAUAUACAUGAACUCAGCUUACUUCUACAAUGAAAGCUCUGUCACUUUAGUUAGAAGUAAAAAGCACACACACUUCAGUGUACAAACAGCAGCAUGCAGGUGGUGCCACACAGAGAACAUAUGUCAAUAUUCGAAGUACCAAGAAAAUAAAUGCCAAAAAGUUUGAACAAGAGUUUUAACAGGACAAACAUAUUUUAGAAUAUUCUUUUUACUUGAUAUGCCUUUAAAAUAUACCGUUUUCUAUGCUCUAUAUAUUAUUAAACUGUACAUGAAAAUAAAGUUAAAAAUUCUUGUAUUAGCAAGCUCAAUACGUUCAGCAGUCUGACCUUGUCUUUAAGCUUGGGGUAUAUUUAUACAAGCUGGGAUGAGAAAUAGUUGAGGAUUUGUAUGAACAGGUAAAAUUGAACUCUUCCUGCCUGUACUGUCAUUUGUUGAAGAGCUUUCAGGUAAGUAGAGAGAACAUCAGUGUACUAAUGUGUAAGUGCGUGGUCCCACAAGAAUAGCUGCCAUGUAGUGCAGGACCCACAUGUGAUAAGACAGUUACUAGUAAGGUCUCUUUUCCUCAUUGGCAGAAAAGCUGUGUGUUUAAGAUUAUUUUGAAUGCCUUGAUCAUGUGAGAGAUGUUAGAAACAAGCCACCAACUUCUGUAUGUUCUCCAACCCAAGCUUCACCCAUGCACUGGGACGACAGCAGUACAGGAACCGAUGCCUUAAAACGUUUUCAGUCGUGAAAGAUUUGGAGGAGGAGGAAGGCAAUUUGUAAGGCGUAAGGAAGAGAAAAAGGUGUCUGGAGCAGCUGUGUGUGUGCCUGCCCAUGGUACUCCGUGCAUCGUUCCCUUUGUGCUGGCCGUGCUGUGCAAUUCGCGUUCCGACAGAGCCUCCUCGUGGCGAAACACCGCUGCAUUCCCAUUUCAAAACGCCUCUAGAAAGCCCGACUUCAGUUCUGAAGCAUUCUGCAAGGUGUAAAUCCCCAGGGAUUGGGGAUCCUCCUCCCUCUGCUCAAGCACUCUUCAUUCAGAUUUUUUCACUUGCUUUCGAGAGCUGUGGACGAUUCUGCUCUCAAACAUUUAGGAAGAAGAGCUGGAGUUCAGGUGCAGCAGAGGACACUGCCAAUUCCUUCUGCCUUUUGAAGAUUUAAGAGUUGCUGUUUGGAAAUUGUACAUAUGGUUCAUUUCCUAAAAUGAUGCCAUUCAUUUUUAAUAGCAACAGUAAUAUAACAAACCUUUCUAUACAUAUAUAUAUAUUAAUUAACAUUAGAAUAGCCAUUAAUUAACAUUAGAAUUGCAAUGUAGAGACUGUAAGUCUGAGGACGUAUUUUGCUCUGCUGUAACUGCAGAGCAAUUUGUUAGCUCACAAGCAGCUUGUGAGGCUUUAUUGAAAUAGUGGUAAUAGGAGAUUCUCAAAUGCAGUCCACUCCCAGUAGUGUUAAUGAAUGCAACUUGGGAUAAAGGCUGUUUGGACACUGGAAAAUGUAUCAUUUUGCACUUGGAGUUUUUUCAUCGCGUUAUCCUUUGGUGAAAGUUAUAAGGACAAAGGGAUCAUGGAGGACAUUUGUGAAGUUGCAGUCUUCUGUCUUGCUGGGUUUAGUGGCAAACUCAUGGUUAGAAAUACAGAGGAGCUUGGGGUUUAUUUUAAUUUUUCUCUGAAAGGUUUGUAACAUAAAGGAUUUUCAUUAAUCAAAAUGAUUUAUUAGGUUUCUAGCUUUUCCAGUAGCUACAUCAUUGCUCAGACAACAGACUUAAAUCGCAAUUCUCAUUUCCCAGGGAAUGUUUAGAGCAUAAAAUGUCAUGUAUUUUUUCUUAGUGACCGUUAAGCAAAACUUUUGCAUACCAAAAAACCUAUGUGAUUUCAUCGUGGCGAUUCCUCUGUGAGAAAUAACCACAAAAUAAAAAUAACAGCACAGAAGGACAUUGCUUCUGCUCUAUUAGAUAUAAUUAAGGCCUAGAAAUUCUUAGAUAAAUCUGGAUGAACAUGUUAUAGGUGGAAUGUAUAAGCAAAUGGGUAGGGAACUGCUUGUAUUUGGGAUGGCCUGACAUCUCUCAGAUAAUAUAAGAAAAAAUUAUCAGGCUGCCUGGAUUUUAGCUGAAAAUACAUCCAGUCCUUACCCCACAUUUCCUUUCUAUUCCUGUAAUCACCAUCUUCAAGUGUUCGAAUUUAGACACUGUAAAAUCAAUCAGCCACUUAAACAGGUCUGUUCUUUUCUUUCAGUGGCUGCUUCUUACUGGAUUCUAUAGCAAACAGUUAAUGUCAUGCUCUUAAGCCUUGUCUGGCUCAUGUGCAGAAAUGUUUCUGUACACCAAAGUAAUCCAGAUCUGCUUGAUUUUUCGCAGUGUAUGACUCUUGUUAGAAGCAAAUCUGUUCAUGAGAAACUUGCUCAGAAGCUAUCUUGCUAUGUGGCUAGCAUUGCUGGAAAUGUGUGAAUAAAGAGAGAAAAAGUCA